GUACGGACGCGAUAAAAGCUCACCGUUGUCGUCGCCGGCCAGUUACAAGUCGUUGCGCCGCUGUGAAACGUCAGGAGACUUAUUUUCACUCGGAAACCGCCGCACCACAUCCAUUUCCUUCGUGUUUCACACACUCCUGAUUAGAAGUUACAGUUGCGAGAAAACAACCGACGAGAUGGCCAGCCCGCUCAGGGAUCCGGCUGCGGAACAGCUGAACGAUUGGAAGAAGCAACUCAAGGGCGAGGCAUCCGUAUUAUUAACCGCAAAUGGAGCGCCCGUUGCCGAGAAGAAGGCUAGCCUUACGGUUGGCCGUGGACCGAUAUUGCUGCAAGACUUCGUCUAUUUGGAUGAAAUGUCGCACUUUAACAGGGAAAGGAUUCCGGAACGAGUUGUGCAUGCCAAGGGAGCCGGUGCGUUUGGCUAUUUCGAAGUUACCCACGAUAUCUCUAAGUAUUCCAAGGCUAAGGUGUUUUCCAGCAUUGGAAAAAGGACUCCCAUCGCUAUAAGGUGCUCUACGGUCGGUGGCGAAAGCGGUUCUGCGGAUACUGUCAGAGAUCCGCGUGGAUUCGCCGUGAAGUUCUACACCGAGGAAGGUAUCUGGGAUCUCGUCGGCAACAACACGCCGAUCUUUUUCAUCAAGGAUCCCCUUUUCUUCCCGAGUUUCAUACAUACGCAAAAGAGAAAUCCCGCGACCCAUUUGAAGGAUGCUGACAUGUUUUGGGAUUUCAUCUCUCUUAGGCCCGAGACAACGCACCAAGUUAUGUUUCUCUUUGGCGAUCGUGGUAUCCCGGACGGAUAUCGGCAUAUGAACGGCUACGGUUCUCAUACAUUCAAACUGGUGAACAGCAAGAAUGAGAUAGUCUAUUGUAAAUUCCACUACAAGACCAAUCAAGGAAUCAAGAAUCUUCUUGCCGAGAAGGCCGGCGAGCUUAGUGCUUCCGAUCCCGAUUACUCAAUCCGAGAUCUUUAUAACGCUAUUGCUAAAGGCCAGAAUCCAUCUUAUACGUUCUAUAUCCAAGUGAUGACUGUUGAACAGGCAAAGACCCUCAAGUGGAAUCCAUUUGACUUAACGAAGAUAUGGCCGCACAAGGAAUAUCCGUUGAUACCGGUGGGCAAACUGGUGCUCGAUCGUAAUCCCGAAAACUAUUUCGCUGAUGUGGAGCAGCUGGCCUUCGAUCCAGCGCACAUGGUACCCGGUAUCGAGCCGAGUCCCGAUAAAAUGUUGCAGGGGCGAUUGUUUGCUUAUGGCGACACUCAUAGACAUCGCUUGGGCCCGAAUCAUCUUCAGUUACCAGUGAAUUGCCCUUACAAGGCAAUUUCCACGAUGCAUUAUCAGCGAGACGGUCACAUGCCGAUACACAAUCACGGUGGCGCGCCGAAUUAUUUUCCGAACAGUUUCUCUGGUCCGAAGGAGUGUCCGGCCGCUCGUUCGCCGUCCUUCCCUGUGAGCGGAGAUGUGGAUCGUUACGAUCCGCAGGAUGAGGAUGAUUUCGGACAAGCUACUACCUUCUGGAAAAAGGUUCUCGAUGAGCCGGCUAGAGAAAGAUUGGUGCAGAACAUGGUCGGAAGUCUGCGUAACGCUUCGACGUUCAUCGUCGAGCGAGCCGUGCGAAAUUUUGCUCGUGUGGAUGUCGAACUCGCUCAGAGAUUGACAGACGGCUUGCGUAAAAGCGGAAUACACAUUAACGCCCUGGGAAAAUCGGCCAAUCUUUAAAGAGAAUGUAUUAAUCUCUCUUCCUCGUUUUGUAUCAUAGCAAUAUACCUUAUUGCUAAAUAUGAAUGCUACAACACUUGUAUUAAUCGAUAAAGAAUGUCACUGAUAAUGUUUCUGCAAUAUUGUAGACUGCUUUUAAAACUAAUGAUAUUUUAUCUCAAAAUACGUAUUUUUUAAACUAAUAUUAUUUUACGAAAGGGUGUAGGUAUGAAACUAUUAAUGGUGCCUUACAUAUAUGCCGAAUACAUAUUGCUUAUUUGAAAAAGAAG
Linepithema humile (Argentine ant) is the source of this 1983-nucleotide messenger RNA. RefSeq names its product Catalase (gene Cat). The record is from RefSeq and is a predicted model, not a curated record. NCBI's taxonomy places the organism in Eukaryota, Metazoa, Arthropoda, Insecta, Hymenoptera, Formicidae. Gene Ontology annotation, molecular function: heme binding; catalase activity. Gene Ontology annotation, biological process: response to hydrogen peroxide; hydrogen peroxide catabolic process. Gene Ontology annotation, cellular component: cytoplasm; peroxisome; mitochondrion.